Molecule: messenger RNA, 1588 nt
Organism: Drosophila eugracilis
Lineage: Eukaryota; Metazoa; Arthropoda; Insecta; Diptera; Drosophilidae
Exons: 1
Coding region: 980-1570 (196 amino acids)
Source: RefSeq, a predicted model, not a curated record
UCGAUUCUCAAAUAGUAGAAUUGUUUACAGUUCUAGUUUACAGCUCUAUUAGUAUGACCUGAUGCGACGAAGAAAACAAGACUACGCGCUUUCAGCGCCAACUAUCGAAAAUACCGCAAGACUUUUUUGACAACCUAACCAACCAACCAUAUCUUUCAUAUGAUUUAACACUUUAAUAUCCGUCACAUAUACCUCGAGAUAUUAAAUAACAAGUUUGAAACUUUCGGGUACGAAUAAAUUGUGUGCUGACUGCAUGUACAUAUGUACAUAUGUAUGUGACUAAAUCACUACAUUUGGUGGUAAAAUGUUUACAAACACAGCAUCCGCAGAGUUAUAACUACAUAUGUACUUGGUUCCUUUUUUUUAGUCAAUACGACACUCACAGAUAUUGUAAAAACUUUCUCUGUAAAAAAGGGUAGGAAAAUAAUUAAUAUCCAUAUCAUUUGCAGCGACGUAGAAGGUCGCACUAAGCCCACCCAAGACACUUUCCAUCAUAAAAUUAAUAAAUAAGUAAAUAUAAAAUAAAAUAGGCGAGAUUUCUGUGAAGUCCAUCGGCCCUUUGGAUGGAUUAAUAAUCAUUGAAGGAUUAUGAAAGAUCCCUGAAGAUUGGACACAAGAGUAAAAUCCAAUAUUUGGAUAAUGAUGAUGAGUGUUUUGUAAAAUGUAUUUUUAUUUUUUUAAAUCGUUAUAAUAGCAAUUACCCCUCAACCUUAUCAACGCGUCUAUAAGCGUCGGCCAUGCUCCACAGCUUUACCGAAUUAGCAUUGACACAAUUUUUAGGCAAUUGCACUUGGUGUCGGCACUAGUGCUAAUGUACAUAUGGCAAUGUUUUCCGAGCCAUUUGACUUUCCAGUAAAGCGGUCAUGGCUUUGUAAAAAUUCCGCUUUGGGCACAGUAAUGAGGCACUCUAUUUAAACAAUUGCGGUCGAAAACACCUUUUCGGAAAACCACGAAGCCUUCAGACGCUGGACUUAAAAAGAUGAGCUGGCGUCUGAGUACUAUUUGCGUAUUAAUAUGCGUUCUGGUGGCGUACGUCGUGUCCUUUCGGGCACAAAAUUACAAAAAUUCGUUUCCAGACAAAUCGUUUUACAAUCCCUUAAAUGGUCAGCAGCUAGAACCGCUGACCGUAAACGGGAACAUUGUCGAGCUUUCGCAUGUGUGGCAGCAGCCUUGCUUUUGUUCUUCGUUCGCCUGCCGGUGCUGUCUGGGUCUGGCUUUUGGAUUUGGAGAAUCCUUUAAGCAGCGACUGUGCUCCUUUCUGGAGUACAGUCGGACGGAUAUGGGUCUGCGCCUAGGCAUCGAGUUGAACCAGCGGACCUUGGCGAACUUUCAGUUCUCGGCUCGCACUCCACCCGACUACUGCCUACCGUUGCUUCUACCGCCAUCGCUAGUUUGCUGCUUACGCCUCUACGAAAUCCAGACAUUUGACGAGUUCAACAUGAAGGUCUGCCUAUCUGUGGUAUUUAAGGUUCUGACUAGCCAGUUCUUGGAGUACAGAUUUAACUGCUUUCGAUUCGGCACCAAUGGAGUGCUUCUCGAACGUGUCGCGGGUCCAGAAACAGAAAAGUAAUCGGAAUGGGUUGGAGCU